Humulus lupulus (European hop) is the source of this 2239-nucleotide messenger RNA. Its product is annotated as glutamyl-tRNA(Gln) amidotransferase subunit B, chloroplastic/mitochondrial. The coding region runs from base 243 to 1889 and encodes 548 amino acids. Gene Ontology annotation, molecular function: glutaminyl-tRNA synthase (glutamine-hydrolyzing) activity. NCBI's taxonomy places the organism in Eukaryota, Viridiplantae, Streptophyta, Magnoliopsida, Rosales, Cannabaceae. Gene Ontology annotation, biological process: mitochondrial translation; glutaminyl-tRNAGln biosynthesis via transamidation. The transcript is spliced from 9 exons. The record is from RefSeq and is a predicted model, not a curated record.
GGUGUAGCUGGGUUUGCUUCGUUUGUUUUUUAAGGAAAGGAAAUAAUAGCCAUGUUUUGUGGAAGUGAUAUUGUUUAGAGCUUAUGAGUGAAAAUAUGGAUGAGCGGUGAUAGGCUCUCGAAAGCCCCUUCUUCGUCCCUCUUCUCAACAGCUUCACUUCUGGUCGCUCACUCUUCUUCUACUACAGACCGACUUCUAAAGCUUAAUAUAUAAACAAUUGAAUAAAGAAAUAGUAUUGUGGGAUGGCUUCCACUAUUUUCAGGAGCAUUCAAACGCUCCCUUUUUGUUACCAUACAACAACUGCAUUGUUCAGAAGAAAAAAUAGGAUCUUGUUUUGCAUAAUGAAAAGCACACAAGCCCAAUCAGCCACACAAGAGAAGCCUGCUCAAGUCAAAGUUUCAUCUCAUCCUAACGCCAGACCCAUUGAUAAAAUCUCCAAGGACUAUGAAGCAGUUAUAGGGAUAGAAACCCAUGUCCAGCUCUCCACUCUCACCAAAGCCUUUUGCAGUUGUCCGUACAACUAUGGUUCUCCACCAAACACCAGUGUCUGCCCAGUUUGCAUGGGGCUGCCUGGCGCUUUGCCGGUUCUGAACUCAAAGGUCAUUGAGUGUGCAUUGAAAGUUGGCCUUGCCCUUAAUUGUAAGUUGUCUUUAAACUCCAAGUUUGACAGGAAACAGUACUUCUAUCCAGACCUGCCAAAAGGGUACCAAAUAUCUCAGUUUGAUAUACCAAUUGCAACUGGAGGAUACAUUGAUUUGGAUCUUCCAUUGGAGUAUGGUGGUGGACAUAGGAAGUUUGGCAUUACAAGAGUUCACAUGGAAGAAGAUGCAGGGAAGCUGCUUCAUUCAGAAAGUGGAAGCUACUCCCAGGUUGAUUUGAACAGAGCUGGGGUUCCAUUGCUUGAGAUUGUUUCCGAACCUGAUAUGAGAACUGGUAUUGAGGCUGCAGAAUAUGCUGCAGAAUUACAGCGUUUGGUUCGAUAUCUGGGAGUUAGUAAUGGAAAUAUGCAAGAAGGGUCACUUCGUUGUGAUGUGAACGUUUCAAUUAGACCAAUAGGGCAAUUAGAAUUUGGGACAAAGGUUGAGAUAAAAAAUUUGAACUCGUUCUCUUCAAUGGGUAGGGCAAUUGAUUUUGAAAUUGCGAGGCAGGCACUUCUUCUCAGUCAAGGACAGGGUGAUGAAAUUGUACAGGAAACUCGUCUCUGGGAAGAAGGUGGACAGAAAACUGUUACAAUGAGGAAAAAGGAAGGACUUGCUGAUUACCGAUAUUUCCCAGAACCAGACCUUCCAGGAGUUAGUCUCACUCAAGAAUUUGUUGAUAGUAUUCACAAUUCUUUGCCUGAACUUCCAGAAAUGAAACGUCGGAGGUAUGAAAAGAUGGGCCUAAGCAUGCAAGAUCUUCUUUUCCUCGCAAAUGACAUAAAUGUUGCAGAUUUUUUUGAUGCUACAAUUGCAAAGGGUUCUGAUGUGAAGCUUGCUGCUAACUGGAUUAUGGGUGAUAUUGCUGCCUACAUGAAAAAUGAGAAGUUAACAAUUAAUGAGAUUAAAAUUACUCCCCAAGAGUUGUCUGAGUUGAUUGCUUCAAUAAAAAGUGGGACAAUCAGUGGGAAGAUUGGAAAAGAGAUAUUGUUUGAGCUUCUGGCAAAAGGUGGGACCGUGAAGGGAAUUAUAAAAGAAAAGGAUUUAGUUCAGAUUGUAGAUCCUGCGGAGAUUGAAACAAUGGUAGACAAGGUGCUUUCAGAAAAUCCAAAACAGCUGGAGCAAUAUCGUGGCGGGAAGACCAAGUUACAAGGAUUUUUUGCUGGCCAGAUCAUGAAAAUGUCCAAAGGUAAAGCAAAUCCUGGGAUUUUGAACAGGAUCCUGCUUGAGAAAUUAAAUGCCAAGAGUUGAUCAACAUGAAGGUAGUUUACAUGAUAAAGACAAAUCUUGUAUUUUUCUCGUGUCGGCGCAAUCAUGAACUUCUUCCCAAGUUUAGUUGCAUGUCUUUUCAUGGAUAUUUUCUAAGCUAAGUGAUAAUUGACUUCACCAAGGCCUCCACAUGAACUGGCUGAGACUGGAAACCUAAUGAUCGCCACUCGUGAAUGAUUUGUUUUGGAGGAUUUAACAGUGUUAUUGCUUGUAAGCUUAGCUAUUUCUGUAGAUUGAUUGAUAGUUCUCAUUGUUAACCAGUGAGAUGAGUUGUAAUAAAAGAGUUGCUUCAUUCAUAUUUAUAUGAGCGCCAAUAUUUCAAGUUAUUAAAA